AGCCACGUUCUCGUAGAAUCGUAGAAAGUUAAAAAUAUAUUAGACGUCUUGAAAUUUGCAGCUUUUCUACGAGAAUAUGCUCGUGUGUCAUCUGUCAAAUCUGAGAUAAUGUCGCGCGUUAUGUUCUUGGUGCAUGAAAAUUGUGAAUGAUCAUGAUCGAUACAUUAUUUUUAUACGGUGACAAGAUUGGAAUAAAAUUAAUUUUUAUCGCCCAUUAUGACGGAUGAUACAUCGCAAGAGAAUAUUUUAGAACAAUUAUUGGACUACGUACAAUUAGGAAUAGAAUGGAGUACAGACAAACUUAGGUCAGCGUGUCCUUCUAUAAAGAGAAAAUUGAAAAAAGAAUGUAAACCAGAGAAAGCUGAAGAUGACAUAGGUCCACCUUGCACAGAGCACCCGCGAUCUUACAUACUUCCUAGUCAAAUAUGUCCCAAAACGGCCUCUUGUUGCUAUAUAAAAAUGCAGGAUCCUUAUGCCCCACCCUGUUGCGAGACGAAACCCCAACCACCCCCUUGCCCCCCCAAAGGCUAUCGUCGGCAACCACGAGAACCAACCUGCGGCUGCGAUCUCUGCAAAAAGAACGUCGAUAGCAAGUGCUGUAAUCCGAUCGCGGCUUUUCACACUGCAGCCAGCAAUUUCAAAGCAUAAAAAUUGUGAUCUACGCGGGUAUUAUCUCCUUUCAAAUUCUGCUCUUUCUAUGUCGCGGUAAUAUAGACAAGAAAAUGUAACGAUUUUAGUAAUAUGAUUAAACAAUUAAUAGUUGCCUUCGCAAUUAUCUUAGCGUAAUAAAGCAAAAUAUAUUAAAUUAAAUAUAUUAAAGUUUCAAGCGGAAA
Wasmannia auropunctata (little fire ant) is the source of this 833-nucleotide messenger RNA. RefSeq lists its product as uncharacterized. NCBI's taxonomy places the organism in Eukaryota, Metazoa, Arthropoda, Insecta, Hymenoptera, Formicidae. The coding region runs from base 217 to 648 and encodes 143 amino acids. The record is from RefSeq and is a predicted model, not a curated record. The transcript is spliced from 4 exons.